AUGUACCGUGGAGAGCUGUGGUCGCCCCCACCUAGGCGUGCACUCGUGUUUUUGUAUAGCGAUUCGAAUGAAACACCCGCUGAUUCUCCCACUUCCCCAGAUCCAAUGUCAGGUGGUUCUUACGGCUCAUCACUGGAACACUCUCUGGGCGGUUCUUUGGAAUCAAUCAAUGGAUGUUGGGCCUAUCCCGAACCCCACCCAAUCAUGUCUUCGGCGUCACUCUGUGGAGGUUCGACAUGCCCCAACCCCAAUCCAGGCAUUUCCUCUCAGAUGCCGCCUCCACCUUGUUUAUCACUGGUGCCUAGACCAACUUCAUUGGUCCCCAAAUCCUCACGAACACUGACUCCUGUCAAAUCGAUGCCGAAUUUCCAAGCGCACGAUCCGAAUAACCCCGUGUCCUCGGGGUUGCCGUUAUGCCCGUGA
Messenger RNA from Mesocestoides corti, 423 nucleotides. Lineage: Eukaryota; Metazoa; Platyhelminthes; Cestoda; Cyclophyllidea; Mesocestoididae. The record is from the annotation of a GenBank genome assembly.